This is a messenger RNA of Fragaria vesca subsp. vesca, 318 nucleotides long. RefSeq lists its product as uncharacterized. NCBI's taxonomy places the organism in Eukaryota, Viridiplantae, Streptophyta, Magnoliopsida, Rosales, Rosaceae. The transcript has a single exon. The record is from RefSeq and is a predicted model, not a curated record. Bases 1 to 318 code for a protein of 105 amino acids.
AUGUCGCAAUUCACGAGACAAAAAGCGAGCACUCCAGCGGAAAUCCAAUACGCUCGACGCUCAGCGGCGAUAGCUUCAGUGAGACAGAGACGUUCUUCUUCUUCAGCUGCGACGACGACGACGAUGAGGCCCACCGACUUCUUCGGCGACAUGGACGACCAGGGCUCCACCAUGGCCAUGGACGUCGACGACCUCGACCCCCUCGAGUACCUCGGCGGCGACGGCGUCAUCGGUGACAACAAGCUCACCGACCUCGACUUCUUCAACUCCUUCGAGGACGACUUCGACGAGUCCGACAUGACCGCCCCCGCCAACUAG